GUGCUGCUCGGCGUGCUUAAGCUCCACCUUCGUAAGCUGCUGAUUGAGUGGACGCUGCCUCAGUCGCGGGAGAAGCCGGGGCUCAUUGGCUUGGCGUAGCUGGGCUGCUGUGGUGCGCUGUCCGCCUUGGAUUCUGAAAAUAUCUUUGGAAUCUCUGACGUCCAUAUGGCUAUGUAUGAUGAAGAUCUCUUGAAAAAUCCUUUUUAUUUGGCUAUUCAGAAACGUCGUUCUGACCUUUGCAGGGAAGUUGCAGAAUUCCAUGGUAUUAUAUUAGUACCGUGCAAAGGGAGCUUUUCAAGCAGCAGUCUCUCUAGCUGCCAAUUUGAUUCAUAUGUUUUAAAACCAGUGGAAGAAAAAUUUCAGACCUUAAAUGGAAAGGAAAUCUUUAUCCAGGGAAACUUGAUUAUUUUAGGAACUGGUUUUAAUCAUCAUCUCUCAGUACCUGUUCUCUUUGAGGAAACAUUCUACAAUGAAAAAGAAGAAAGUUUUAGCUUAUUGUGUAUUGCUCAUCCCCUGGAAGAAUCGGAAAUCUUAGAAGAAUUUAAAACCUCACCAAAAUCUUAUUCCCUGAAAAACAUUGAGGAUGUGAGAGAAUUUUUGGGAAGACAUUCUGAAAGAUUUGACAAACACAUUGCGUCUUUCCAUAGGACUUUUAAAGAACAUGAAAGAAAAAGCCUACGACAUUACAUAGAUUCUGUUAAUGCACUUUACACCAAAUGCCUCCAGCAUUUACUGAGGGAUUCUCACUUGAGGGUGCUUGCAAAGCAGGAACCGCAGAUGAAUCUGAUGAAACAAGCAGUUGAAAUGUAUGUACAUCAUGAUGUUUAUGAUCUGAUCUUUAAAUAUGUGGGAACUAUUGAGGCAAGUGAGGAUGCAGCCUUUAACAAAAUUACAAGAAGCCUCCAAGAUCUCCAGCAAAAAGAUAUUGGAGUUAAGCCUGAAUUCAGCUUUAAUAUUCCUCGUGCAAAGCGAGAAUUGGGUCAGCUGAAUAAAUGCACCUCCCCACAACAGAAACUGAUCUGUCUUCGAAAAGUGGUACAAAUUAUUAUGCAGUCUCCUAGCCAAAGAGUUAACAUGGAGACCAUGUGUGCAGAUGAUCUUCUCUCUGUGUUACUGUAUCUGCUAGUAAAAACAGAGAUUCCUAACUGGAUGGCAAAUUUGAGUUACAUCAAAAACUUCAGGUUUUGCAGUUCAGCAAAGGAUGAACUGGGAUACUGCCUGACCUCUGUUGAGGCUGCUAUAGAAUAUAUCCGACAAGGAAACCUCUCCGACAGACCAACAGAAUCUGAGAGGGUUAGUGACAAGUUCUUGAGACAAAGAAUGAACUUGCUGUCCCAGAUGUCCACAACCCCAAUAGAUUGCUUGUUCAAGUAUAUUGCUUCAGGUAACCAGGAGGAAGUGGAACGAUUACUAAGUCAAGGUGACAGUGAUAAAGACACUGUACAGAAAAUGUGCCACCCACUCUGUUUCUGUGACAAUUGUGAGAAGCUGGUUUCUGGGAAAAUGAAUGAUCCUUCCAUUGUCACUCCGUUUUCCAGAGAUGACAGGGGAUACACGCCACUUCAUAUAGCUGCUAUCUGUGGGCAAGCGUCAUUAAUUGACCUGUUAGUUUCCAAAGGAGCUGUAGUCAGUGCUACAGAUUACCACGGUUCAACACCUCUUCACCUUGCCUGUCAGAAAGGAUAUCAGAACGUUACACUUCUCUUGUUGCACUAUAAGGCAAGUACAGAUGUUCAAGACAAUAAUGGCAAUACUCCACUUCAUUUAGCCUGCACUUAUGGUCAUGAGGAUUGUGUCAAAGCUUUAGUCUAUUAUGAUGUACACUCUUGUAGACUAGAUACUGGUAACGAAAAAGGAGAUACUCCCCUCCAUAUUGCUGCUCGUUGGGGCUAUCAAGGAAUAAUAGAAGUGCUGCUGCAGAAUGGAGCCAACCCAGAUAUUCAGAACCGUAUGAAAGAGACUUCCUUGCAGUGUGCAUUAAAUUCCAAGAUUUUAUCAUUGAUGGAAUUAAACUACCUAACGUUUGAAAGGGGACAGAGUGCUUCUGAGUCUCCAGUUAAGUCUCCUCAGCAUUCAGCAGACACCUUCAGCAGAGGGUCAUCUGUCUCCAGCUUGUCAUCAGCAUCAGCAGAUACCAGACAAGAAGAAGUUACAAAUAAUUACAAAGAGAUAGAAAAACUCUUACGAGCAGUUGCUGAUGGAGAUCUGGAAAUGGUAAGUUCUUAGAAUGACUUGAUGUGG
Chelonoidis abingdonii (Abingdon island giant tortoise) is the source of this 2241-nucleotide messenger RNA. The record is from RefSeq and is a predicted model, not a curated record. NCBI's taxonomy places the organism in Eukaryota, Metazoa, Chordata, Testudines, Testudinidae.